Symbiodinium sp. CCMP2456 is the source of this 197-nucleotide messenger RNA. Lineage: Eukaryota; Dinophyceae; Suessiales; Symbiodiniaceae. The record is from the annotation of a GenBank genome assembly.
GCUGCAACAUGGAGACUUGUUGCAGGUUCCGCCGCCUCCGCAGGCGCCGUCAUUGGAGUCAGAAUGGAGGCGGCUCCGGUUACUACAGCUACUACGCGGAUGAGUCAGAGGAAACCGGCUUUCUGCAGGAGGCUUGGUGCCACCAGAGUGAGGACUGCGAGGACUACGAGGAAUACGAGGACGACGCAGAGCUCUGA